AGAGACUGCAGCACAGUGUGACAGAAGUGGGGCUUCACCCUAGGUCUUCUGACUCCAGCCCAGGUAGAGAGAUGCCUGGGCACUGGAAGCUCUGUGCAGCAUGCUGAGGAGACGCAACCUUCUCACCACACUUCUGAUUGCCCUGCCAUGGGCUCUUCUCCUCACCUUGUGGCAUCAGUACCCAACCACCCGCUACCUCAGCCUGCUGAGAAAAGAGACAGACGAAAAUGUCACAGCUAAAGCCACCUUCAACAGCACAUCCCCACUGAGAGAGGAGGGGCUCCCAUCCUGCAUCCGGCAGCCGCCCACAGGGGCAGCUCCUCGAAUCAUCCAGAAUUAUGUGUACUCGAGGCCUCCGCCAUGGUCGGACACGCUGCCCACCAUCUUUGUAAUCACACCCACCUACACGCGGCCAGUGCAGAAGGCCGAGCUGACCCGGCUCGCCAACACCUUCCUACAUGUGCAGAACCUGCACUGGGUGGUGGUAGAGGACUCACCCCGGAGGACCAACUUGGUGUCCAACCUGCUGGAAAAGGCAGGGCUCAACUUCACACACUUGAACGUGGAGACCCCCAAGAGUCUGAAGGUGGGCCUGUCUUGGAUGCCCUCUCACACCCCAAGGGGGACGCUGCAGAGGAACUUGGGGCUGCACUGGCUGAGGGAUAGCUUCAGCCACACGCCACCACCUGAAGGAGUCGUGUACUUUGCCGACGAUGACAACACCUACAGCCUGGAGCUCUUUGAGGAGAUGCGCUACACACGGCGGGUGUCCGUCUGGCCUGUAGCCUUUGUGGGAGGCCUGCGGUAUGAGUCCCCCAAAGUGAGCCCCUCAGGGAAGGUGGUGGGCUGGAAGACAGUUUUUGACCCUAACCGACCCUUUGCGAUCGACAUGGCAGGCUUUGCCGUUAGCAUCAGACUGAUCCUGGAGAAGCCCCAGGCCAGUUUCAAGCUGGAGGGAGUCAAGGGAGGCUACCAGGAAACCAGCUUGCUGAAGGACCUGGUGACGAUGGAUGGACUGGAGCCCAAAGCUGCCAACUGCACAAAGGUUUUGGUCUGGCACACACGGACUGAGAGGCCAACACUGGUUAAUGAAGGCAAGCGUGGUUUUACGGACCCACGGGUAGAGGUAUAAAAUGGCAUUAUGGCCCCAGGAUGGGCACUGGGGAGAGUUUACUUCAUAGGUGUUCCAGCAGCAGACUCUCACGUUGCCAGCUCUGCCCAGCUCUCUGUUACAACAGUGGAGGAGGAUGCUGCCCACCAGGUCAUGACCAUGUCUACCAGCUCCCCAUUGUCCCAAAGCUAGUAAAAACCAGGGGCAGAGCUGAUGUGGUACCAUGUGGCCAUAUGGAAUUUCACCUUUGACUUAAGCACUAGCCACCAGUCCUUGGCUGAGAGAUCCAUCUACGGGAGUCCUAUGUUUUUAACCACUGGCUGGAAGAUGACUUUUUAAGGUACAAUCUAAAAUCACUGCUGUGCCAUCUCUGGCCUAAAGAAACAUCACCCAGGCUUCUUUUGGAGACCAGGGCUCUCCAUGCCACUGAGAAGCCUCUGAAAUUGCCUGCUCUGAGGACAUGAAACCUGAGCUUCCUCAAAGCUGUCACAAGCUAUGAUAGUUCAGAGGAGGGAGAUGUUGUGAAAACACAAUGAUAAAUCUGUCUGCUUUAAAAACCACUUAAGAACAAGCCCAACUUGAGGGGACCUUCCCCCGAGGGUGCAAGCCUUGAAGGACUGUCUCUGUCUGGCCCGCAGCUCAGGCUUUGGACUUGGGACAGAGGUGAGGUUACAGCAUCUCAUACUGCAUUUGGAAGUUCUCAGAAGUACUUGGGCACUUCCUCUCUUGGUAUUCAAGGUGCCCAGGUGCUAAUUUGGGCGUCUUGGCUGAGGACUAUCUAACUUCAGGCUUCAUGUUUGCAAACUUGGGCCACACAGCAUUGCAUUCCAAGAGGUGGAGUUUGUUGGAUAAACACCCUCUCCCAUGCCAGGGAGAGGCAGUAGAUCUGCUAGAAAUUGUGUUUCCCCAUGUCAUGUGUGUGCAUGUUCUCCCAGACACUGAAAAGCAGGGACAGUGCCAGGAUGGACUUUAAAUUAUUGCCAGAGCACUGGGAUCCUUGUUGCACUAGCACCAGAUGUUUGAGUUGAUCAGCUGCUUUGGGUCUUAAACGCAGUAUCACCCCCCAGGCUCCAGCUCAGAAAUGUUGCCUCUGCACAGUGAAGUGGCAGUGAGUGAGCAGCAUUCAGCAGCAAAGAAACCAGAGGUUUUAUCACCCCUCUAUGAGAACAUCAGAGAGAUGAGGAACAACAUCAAGAGACCAAUGCUAAGUAACCGGGACCCUUAAUGACAACUAAGCAGCUGUAAGCAUGAAGGGAAUCAAAUACAGUGGAGACUCUGAGUGAAACUGUGAGAGGAGUAAUUAGCUAUGUGAGCUGAGAGAAGGGUCAGAGUCUGAUCCGGAGGAGUCCUUCUUCCCCCAGCAGAGGAGAGGUAGCUGGGGCAUUGGCCAGACAUAGGUAGCCUAGAGGAGCCUCAGAGAAAGAGGUGACCAUUGAGGCAGGUGUGUGAGCAGUAUUUAAAGCACAAGUGUCUGUACUGUGGGGAAGGGAUUGUCUCUCAUACUCCUGGAGGAAGACUUCACCUGAUCAAACCUCAAGAACCCUCUAAUCAUACCUGGAAGACCAUCCUUACUCACAGAGGAGGAAGGUUUGGGGACUAAUGAGCCACCCUCUCCAAAAAAAACAACCCAAACCCUGAGCUGGCAGGAGACUUAUUUAUUUGUUGGCUUAUUUAUAUUAUGGUUCUGUUCUGCCCAUUCUCUAUUUUCUAGCCUGGAUCAUCUGACCUGUUUCUGAAGAAUGAGAAUUUUUCCCCUGCCAUACUAAACUCUUUCAGCUCCUACAGAGGAAUGGCAGAUUUUGUGUUCCCUGCUGAAAUGUCAUAUGUUUCAUGCUCCCUGCGGGGGUUUUAACUAGUGUCUUAAACCAGCAAAAUAAUCAGAAGCACAGUAAUGGGGGGAGUAAGUUUCAAGGAAAUAAAGUUAUUGUAUGUGGUAGGCAUGUAUGAAACUAAGGCUGUGCCAAGUUUCCCAGCCCCCAGCAGGUGCCUUGCGGGCUGAAUGUAUACAGGCAGCCGCCCCCUCAGAAGACAGACCCCAAGGAAUCUUGGGAAGCUUCCAAGAAAAGGACUUAACCUAUCUGGGGGGUAGACACAGGCUUUGUUCCCUUAUGCAUAGAAGUCAGUAGCAAAACUCCUCCUUCACUUCAGUGGGAGUUGGAUGAGGGCCAGGGUGUUAAGGAGUGGGGGGGUGAAGAAAGAAGCAAGAAGAGUCUUAUCUGAGCAAAGGGCAUGAAAAAUAAAGAGAUGGAUUGCAAACAGAGAUUCCUGAGUUUGACUUCAGUCAGUGUUCAUCCUCAUUGCUGAUGGGCCAUUCCAUUGGCCGUCUCAGCUUGAAGAAAUGAAUGGAUCACGGAGACUGAACUCCCCUCCUGUCCCUUGAAAGAGCUCUUCAGGGGCAGCAGCCUGGACAGCCAGGGGACAAUGCUGUACCAUUGCCCAUGCUUCCCCUGUCUUUAAUGCCGAUGUCUUCCAUCUCUAAGAUGGUCACUUGCCUGGAAUCCGUCCUUCCUUUCUCACCUGAUGAGGGGCUGGGAGUAGGCCUGCCAUUCUUCUGGGCUCUGCUCACCAACCUGAGUCAUCCAAUAAACUGUCUCCUAAAUUCACAUUGCUUUCAAUAAAUGGGCAUGAGAAGCAAAAUGAAAGAACCAAUUUAGCAUCUUCCAUGUUCACGUGAUGGGAAGGCAGGACCUCUACCAACAAGAAAAAGGAAGUGACAGUGUUCAGUAACUCCCUAGACUUCAGCUAAGGAGAACUUAAGUUCAAAGUCAGCUAAGUAAAACAAUAGAGCCACUUCAAGUACCUAAGAGGUAGUACUUAUUGGGCCCUCAUCACCCCUUUUGUCAGUCAAUAUAGGUAAUACCAGCUCCCUAGGUGAAACAAGCUAUACCUUUGAACGUAUAAUUGUUUCCACAUUAGGGCUUUUGUUGGCAUUUGUCAGCUAGCUGCUGACAAAAAAUAUACACUGGCAGGAAGAUCACAGCCCUAUCUCGCAGGGCUCCACUGGCAACACUUUUAAUAGAGAUCAGGCCUAAGUGGUAGAGCCAGAAACUAAACUCAGAUUCUUUUCAUGACAGCCCAGAGUCCCCAGUCAAUGUUGUUUCUAUUUCUGCUAGACUGUGUGUCUACUAGGGAGCAACCAUUUAGAACUAUCCAGUGUAAUGGAUUGUUUCUUGGUAGACCAGACCCAGGUCAGCAGGGAGGGGCUAGCUGUCAUGUAGGAAUUCAAGUAGGUUUGCAGAGCUAUGGAGAAGCCAAUGGCUUGAAGAGCAAUAGGUACCUUAGGUUAGGAUGGCUGUGCAUUAGCAGAGUUUGCAAGUGAGGGGUCACAAGAGUGGAGCAGCAGUGGGAGCUACAGAUCAGCUUGAAAUUGCAUAGUCAAUGCUGGGAAGCUGCCUAAAGUGCCAGGCAAAGCAUCUCACCACCUGGUUUUAACUAGCAUCUUAGUGUCUGCCUUUUAUAUUCUCGAAGAUUUAUCAGAUUCAGUAAACAAUGGAUAUUAUUAACCUUUCCUGUUCCAGAAAAUAAUAUCAUCAAGAAAGAGAAUGUCAAGGAAGUCAUUUUUAAUGGUUAUUUAUUUAUAAUGAAUGGUACUAGAGUAUUAUUAAACAUGAUGUGAAAUAACAG
Molecule: messenger RNA, 4735 nt
Organism: Gavialis gangeticus (Gharial)
Lineage: Eukaryota; Metazoa; Chordata; Crocodylia; Gavialidae
Product: galactosylgalactosylxylosylprotein 3-beta-glucuronosyltransferase 1-like
Exons: 6
Coding region: 101-1132 (343 amino acids)
Biological process (GO): carbohydrate metabolic process; chondroitin sulfate proteoglycan biosynthetic process
Cellular component (GO): Golgi membrane
Molecular function (GO): galactosylgalactosylxylosylprotein 3-beta-glucuronosyltransferase activity
Source: RefSeq, a predicted model, not a curated record